Molecule: messenger RNA, 2412 nt
Organism: Oncorhynchus tshawytscha (Chinook salmon)
Lineage: Eukaryota; Metazoa; Chordata; Actinopteri; Salmoniformes; Salmonidae
Product: dapper homolog 3-like
Exons: 4
Coding region: 283-2274 (663 amino acids)
Biological process (GO): negative regulation of canonical Wnt signaling pathway
Cellular component (GO): cytoplasm
Source: RefSeq, a predicted model, not a curated record
CCCUCGGAAAAGGCCGGGCAUGCUAAUGUCAAAUUGACAGCUGCGGAAUUGGAAUCCAGCAACAGCAUUGAGCCAGCAGGAGGAAUGGGUUCGGUUCUGGCUACAAUGUUGCGCAGCUGUAACCUAACGCUUGCUGUGGCUACUUCGAAUAUCAUGAAUAUCAAAGACUGAAGUAACUUUGAAAUUAAAUAAUAUAUGCAGAACAUUUAGCCGUACUUGGAUACUAAAUAGGAAGGAACGCCUGAAAAACGAUCGAAGAAGAGUCAAAGAGCAAGGAGAACGAUGUACGGAGCGUUUUCUUUCCCAAUGACAGCGGAGCGCAGACGGAAUAAGGAGCGCCUUGAGGCGAGUUUGGCCGGUAUAUGUGAGUUGGAGCUACUGAAACAGAGCCAGGAAUGCCUAGUGCUCAGCGCCCUCUCCAUCCGGGACUCUGUCCCAGGACGCCCGGCAUGGGGCAACCUCCAACCGACCCGGCCUUCUCCCGACACAGCCAACUGUGCGCUGGAAGACUUGAGUUAUAGGCGCCAGCCGAACAGUCUACAGUGUAGUCCUUGGGGUCUGAUGGCAUCUCUGGAGCAGCAGGUUGGAGAGCUGAGGGUUAAUACAGCGGAUAACGCAGUGGAGCCCCUGACUGACAUGGUGGACAAUCGGCCCCGCUCAGGAUUCUAUGAGCUGAGUGAGCACCUGUCUCCUAUGGGUCUGUCUGAUUCCUCUGGGUUUGGAGAGCCCUCCCCCAGCACUGCCCGAGCCAUCCGCAUGGUCUACGCCAACGACAGGCCCAAAUCAGCCGGGGAAUUCUUCGGGGCCAAUCGGGACAGACAGCCAGAAUCCGGGACCCGCCCCACAAUCCCCCGCUCGUUCUCAGCCCCCUACCCCACCCUGGAGGGCAUCGCCGAAGGGGCUAGCGAAGGGGAGGGGGAAGACGAGGCCUGGCCCUGGGACACCAGCAAGGGGCCUGGAGGAGUGGUGGAGCUGGGGGGAGAUACUGUGGAGGGGGAGCCCACGGAGGAGGACUACCGCCAGGCCCAGCGUGUGGAGACCUACAUCCUGGGUUUGAUCCAGCGACGUGCCCUGCCCCUCCGGCCCUGCAAGCCCCGCACCAGCCUGGGUCUGCACGAGGCCCGCACCGCCAUCACCGUGGCCCGCCAAAACAGCGUUUGCCGCAAGGAACCCGAUCCUCGGCCAGCCACUGACUCCAUCCCUGACCAUCACUCCCACUCCAAUCCCCACCACGCCACUGCUGCGGUUUCCCCCAGCAGUUACGAGCGUCCCCCUCCAUCCUGGGCCUGCCGCAGCCUGGACCAGGAGCCUUUUGCAGUCAUGGCGCUGGUCCCUGAGGACCCCCCUCACCAUCACCACCAGCACCCCCACCCCCACUACCCCCAAUCCAGGCGGACCCCCUGGCCAACACCUGCUCUGCCUCCCUGGACUACCCCUGCGGUGAAGCUCCAUCCCAGGAACCUAGCAGCAGUGAACCUGACUCACCCCAGCAAUUCCACAAUGGCUACCCGGCCCUGCCCCCAUCGCGCUUGGCUCCCCCGCCAGACGAGCAGUUGGUCAAUGCCCAGUAUAUCCCUGCCCAACCAUUCCGGGCCACCACCACCAGAGCCUCUGCACACUCCCACAAGGGGCCCAAACCCAGCCGGGGCACCUAUUAUCCAGAGAGAGGCUCCCAACAGCAGCCGGCCCCACAGCAGCUGCAGCCGGCCAAGUCUAGAGCCGCUGCCAAGAAGUGUCGCUUCAGUGAAGAGAGGGAAAGGGAGAAGGAGAGAGAGAAAGAAAGAGACAGGGAGAGAGAGAGGGACAGGGACAGGGAGCGAGAGAUGGAGCGGCCGGGAGGCUCCAAGAAGCCAGGAAGACGGGCCUGCAGGUCCCAGUCAGAGAACAGUCUCAAUGGGCAGAGGGGGGUCCCUGAACGCAAGUACAACACGGUGGAGAGAGACGGGGGAGGGUCAGGGAGCAGCCGCGGGAGCCAGUCCAAGGGGAAGAGGCCCCAGCCGGGCAGCGCCGGCUACCGCCGCUGGCGCUCCACCCUGGAUCUCAGCCAGGACGAAGCCGAGCAGCCUCCACAGCCAACCCCAAUGCCCCCAGCCGACCAUGGCUCCAGGCGCAUCCGCAAACCCAGGCCCCCACCUUACACCUAUGUCAACCCCCUGCCCCAUCAUCAUCCCCACCACCCCCAUCUGGAGUACCUGGACCGGGAUCGUACAUACCUGUGUCGGCCCGAGGAGGGCUACACGCACCCGGGGCAGGGUGAGUCUGAGUCGAGUCUGAGUGAAGCCGACACGCCAGCUUCCAGCUCGCUGUCCAGCGAUUCAGACGAGAGCGGCGGUCUGGUGUGGCCCCAGCAGCUGCCCCCUCAGCUCUCCUCCCCCACGCUGCCCUCCGCCCCGGCUGGGGCCCCCCUGCAGC